This is a messenger RNA of Aspergillus japonicus CBS 114.51, 1785 nucleotides long. RefSeq lists its product as uncharacterized. The coding region runs from base 188 to 1486 and encodes 432 amino acids. The transcript has 6 exons. The record is from RefSeq and is a predicted model, not a curated record. Lineage: Eukaryota; Fungi; Ascomycota; Eurotiomycetes; Eurotiales; Aspergillaceae.
CGCGGUGUGGUAGUCCUCCAUUGCGUUGUUCCCAGGUGCCAUCUUUCACUGCGCUUUUCCCCAACUUUCACCCAGCUAGCUUGCGCUGCCUCUCACAACUCGCCCAUUCCCUCUAAGCUUUACCCUUCGAAAACGCGCAUUUCCCAAGCAAUAGUUCACCUCACUUGAAUCCCACCCGGCCAACGCAAUGAAAGAACACGCAGCACACUGGCAGCGCACACUGCUAGGCGCGGAGAUCUGGAACAACGUGGAGACGCGGAACCAGCCUGUCAACGACCUCAUUGAUACGGUGCACGACCAAGCCCUCCACACCCGUUUCCCGUUCAACCUUGUUCGUGAGGAAACCAGCCGUGCCCGCCAUUCAGCCGCUCCUCCAGCACAGCGUCCAACAGGAACAACCAAAGCACCACCUCGCUCCUUCGCUCUGCGCUCAACCCAAGCACAGCAACCCCAGCCACAACGUCCACCCAUCGUCCUCUUCACAGCCGAGCAAGCGACGCCGACCAACCCGCUCCUGGAGUUCCGCGGCGGCGAGACCUGGGCUCGUUUCCCGCAGAACCGGCGUUCGUUGGGGAUCGAUGUCUACUUGCCUCUUAACACAUCAUCUACCACCACCGCCGCCGCAGCGGAGUCCACCGCGCAGACGGAAGACCCGAACGACGGCGAGGAAGCCCAGGAGGAAGAAGACGAAGACGAUGAAGUAGAGGAGCAAGUCGAGAUCCUCGCGCUGGAGCAAUUCUUCCCGCUCAUCCACUUCCGCCACCUCCGCUCCCUCAAGAUUACAGGCAUGGUGCAGUCGUACCAAAAAUACAUCUGGCAAGCGGCGUGGCUGAACACGGGCCUCGAGGAGCUGGAGCUCAGCAUGGUCUGCGAGCCGCGCCUCCGCCGGUCCUUCACCGGAGUCUGGCCAUGCAUCAAGGGCGGCUGGACGAUGAAUCCCACCCAUUACAGUGCCCCUGUCUACUACGGCACCGGCGCCGGCACCCUCCCCCGCACCAUCGGCGAAGGCGAAUACCUGGACAAACUCGCCCUGGAGAAGGCCAAGGUCUGCGCGAUGGUGCACGGCCCCACGCGCAACCGGCUCUCGCUCCGCACCCUGACGCUGACGGGCUUCGUCGUCGACGCCGACCCCAUCCUGCUCUGGUUCGACCCCGCGCGGCUCAAGUGCCUGCACUUCAAGGACUUCUGCGUCGACGCCGGGUUUUACUUGUGUGAGGCCAUGCACCGCGUCUCCGUGCUGUUCCCCCGCCGGCUGGGGCCGGCGGAGGGGGACGAGGCCGUCGUCGCGCGCCGCGUGCACCUGCGCACGGAGCUGAAGGUCGUGCAGCUGCGCGGCGGACGGAAGGUCGGGGAGAUGCCGUUUACUGGGCCGCAGUGUUUGCGGGAGGGGCGGGAGGGGGCUGAGGAAGAGGGUGCGGGGGUUGGUGAUAUUCUUGCUCCUGCUCCUGCUCCUGCUGAUACUACUGCUCCCGCCGAGGAAGUGUAAACGACCGGAGACGAAGAACUAGGACUAGGACUAGGACUGCUCGCUAUGCGUUUCUGGCAGUUCAUCUUCUUGAUUUCUUUCCUGAGCGAGCGGGCGCCAGUAUUCCUUGGGGGCGUUUCUUCUGGUGGUCAGCUGUGGUCAUGCACACGGUCCUCUCUUCAGAGAAAGUUUGUUGACGGCUUUCUUUUCCUUUUCUAUGAAUUGGCUUGGCGCAAAAAAGGUGGCGGUUUUCGAAAAUGGCAUGAUGAUAGAAGAGUCUAACGAUUGGUAAUGUCUAAUGGUGCGAAUACUGGGGCUAA